Messenger RNA from Galeopterus variegatus (Sunda flying lemur), 3284 nucleotides. RefSeq names its product plexin-A4. Bases 132 to 3191 code for a protein of 1019 amino acids. Gene Ontology annotation, cellular component: semaphorin receptor complex. Gene Ontology annotation, molecular function: semaphorin receptor activity. Gene Ontology annotation, biological process: semaphorin-plexin signaling pathway involved in axon guidance; regulation of cell shape; positive regulation of axonogenesis. Lineage: Eukaryota; Metazoa; Chordata; Mammalia; Dermoptera; Cynocephalidae. The transcript is spliced from 22 exons. The record is from RefSeq and is a predicted model, not a curated record.
GGCAGUAUCGGAGCUGCAGCGAGUGCCUGGGCUCGGGCGAUCCCCACUGCGGCUGGUGUGUGCUCCACAACACGUGCACCCGGAAGGAGCGGUGUGAGCGGUCCAGGGAGCCCCGCAGGUUUGCUUCAGAGAUGAAGCAGUGUGUCCGGCUGACGGUCCACCCCAACAACAUCUCCGUCUCUCAGUACAGUGUGCCGCUGGUCCUGGAGACAUACAAUGUCCCGGAGCUGUCAGCCGGUGUCAACUGCACCUUUGAGGACCUGUCGGAGAUGGAUGGGCUGGUCAUAGGCAAUCAGAUCCAGUGCUACUCCCCAGCAGCCAAGGAGGUGCCCCAGAUCAUCACAGAGAAUGGGGACCACCAUGUCGUCCAGUUGCAGCUCAAGUCCAAGGAGACAGGCAUGACCUUUGCCAGCACCAGCUUUGUCUUCUACAACUGCAGCGUCCACAAUUCGUGCCUGUCCUGCGUGGAGAGCCCAUACCGCUGCCACUGGUGUAAAUACCGGCACGUCUGCACCCAUGACCCCAAGACCUGCUCCUUCCAGGAAGGCCGUGUGAAGCUGCCCGAGGACUGUCCCCAGCUUCUGCGCGUGGACAAGAUCCUGGUGCCUGUGGAGGUGAUCAAGCCCAUCACUCUGAAGGCCAAGAACCUCCCCCAGCCCCAGUCGGGGCAGCGUGGCUACGAAUGCAUCCUCAACAUCCAGGGCGGCGAGCAGCGAGUGCCCGCGCUGCGAUUCAACAGCUCUAGCGUGCAGUGCCAGAACACCUCUUAUUCCUACGAGGGGAUGGAGAUCAACAACCUGCCAGUGGAGCUGACAGUCGUGUGGAACGGGCACUUCAGCAUUGACAACCCCGCUCAGAAUAGAGUCCACCUCUACAAGUGCGGAGCCAGGCGCGAGAGCUGCGGGCUGUGCCUCAAGGCCGACCCCGACUUUGAGUGUGGCUGGUGCCAGGGCCCAGGCCAGUGCACCCUGCGCCAGCACUGCCCUGCCCAUGAGAGCCGGUGGCUGGAGCUGUCCAGUGCCAACAGCAAGUGCACAAACCCCCGCAUCACAGAGAUAAUCCCAGUGACAGGUCCCCGGGAGGGGGGCACUAAGGUCACCAUCCGAGGGGAGAACCUGGGCCUGGAAUUCCGGGACAUUGCCUCCCACGUGAAGGUGGCUGGCGUGGAGUGCAGCCCUUUGGUGGAUGGCUACAUCCCUGCGGAACAGAUUGUGUGUGAGAUGGGAGAGGCCAAGCCCAGCCAGCACGCAGGCUUCGUGGAGAUCUGCGUGGCCGUCUGUCGGCCCGAGUUCAUGGCCCGGUCCUCGCAGCUCUAUUACUUCAUGACACUGACCCUUUCAGACCUGAAGCCCAGCCGGGGACCCAUGUCCGGGGGCACCCAGGUGACUAUCACGGGUGCCAACCUGAAUGCUGGCAGCAAUGUGGUGGUGAUGUUCGGGAAGCAGCCCUGCCUCUUCCACAGGCGAUCUCCUUCCUACAUCGUCUGCAACACCACGUCCUCAGAGGAGGUGCUGGAGAUGAAGGUGACAGUGCAGGUGGACAGGGCCAAGAUCCACCAGGACCUGGUCUUCCAGUACGUGGAGGACCCUACCAUCGUGCGCAUCGAGCCAGAGUGGAGCAUCGUCAGUGGAAACACGCCCAUUGCUGUAUGGGGUACCCACCUCGACCUCAUCCAGAACCCCCAGAUCCGUGCCAAGCAUGGAGGAAAGGAGCACAUCAACAUCUGUGAGGUCCUGAAUGCUACUGAGAUGACCUGUCAGGCGCCAGCCCUCGCUCUGGGUCCUGAACACCAGUCAGACCUGACCGAGAGGCCUGAGGAGUUUGGCUUCAUCCUGGACAAUGUCCAGUCCCUGCUAAUCCUCAACAAGACCAACUUCACCUACUAUCCCAACCCUGUGUUUGAGGCCUUUGGUCCCUCAGGGAUCCUGGAGCUCAAGCCAGGCACGCCCAUCAUCCUAAAGGGCAAGAACCUGAUCCCACCCGUGGCCGGGGGCAAUAUGAAGCUGAACUACACCGUGCUGGUCGGGGAGAAGCCAUGCACUGUGACCGUGUCAGAUGUGCAGCUGCUCUGCGAGUCCCCCAAUCUCAUCGGCAGGCACAAAGUGAUGGCCCGUGUCGGUGGCAUGGAGUACUCUCCAGGCAUGGUGUACAUCGCUCCGGACAGCCCGCUCAGCCUGCCCGCCAUCGUCAGCAUCGCAGUGGCCGGUGGCCUCCUCAUCAUCUUCAUCGUGGCCGUGCUCAUCGCCUACAAACGCAAGUCCCGUGAGAGCGACCUCACGCUCAAGCGGCUACAGAUGCAGAUGGACAACCUGGAGUCCCGCGUGGCCCUGGAGUGCAAGGAAGCUUUUGCCGAGCUGCAGACAGACAUCCAUGAGUUGACCAGUGACCUGGACGGAGCCGGGAUUCCCUUUCUGGAUUACAGAACCUACACCAUGCGGGUGCUGUUCCCGGGAACUGAAGACCACCCUGUCCUCCGGGACCUCGAGGUCCCUGGCUACCGACAGGAGCGUGUGGAAAAAGGGCUGAAGCUCUUUGCGCAGCUGAUCAACAACAAGGUGUUCCUGCUGUCCUUCAUCCGCACACUCGAGUCCCAGCGCAGCUUCUCCAUGCGCGACCGUGGCAACGUGGCCUCGCUCAUCAUGACUGUGCUGCAGAGCAAGCUCGAGUACGCCACUGACGUGCUGAAGCAGCUGCUGGCCGACCUCAUCGACAAGAACCUGGAGAGCAAGAACCACCCCAAGCUACUGCUCAGGAGGACUGAGUCAGUGGCUGAGAAGAUGUUGACCAAUUGGUUCACUUUCCUCCUCUACAAGUUCCUCAAGGAGUGUGCUGGAGAGCCCCUUUUCUCCCUGUUCUGUGCCAUCAAGCAGCAGAUGGAGAAGGGCCCCAUCGACGCCAUCACGGGGGAGGCCCGCUACUCCCUGAGUGAGGACAAGCUCAUCCGCCAGCAGAUCGACUACAAAACCCUGGUCCUGAGCUGUGUCAGCCCAGACAAUGUCAACAGCCCCGAGGUCCCAGUGAAGAUCCUCAACUGCGACACCAUCACUCAGGUCAAGGAGAAGAUUCUGGAUGCCAUCUUUAAGAAUGUACCCUGCUCCCACCGGCCCAAGGCUGCAGAUAUGGACCUGGAGGAGAAUCUGCAGCUCCGAGAGACACAGUGCCUGGGCCCGGGUCACACAGCAGGGAGGUAGAGAGAACACCCAUCCCUCGCACACAGCCUCCUUCCAGACCGGUUUCUUCUCCCCUCCGCAACUGCCUGUGACCUCCAGUGAUUCCUCUAGUUU